AUGACGGCGGAGACCCUGGCGGCAGAGGCCGUGGCCUCGCGUCUGGCGCGGCAGGAGGAGGACAUCCGCUGGCUGUGGGCGGAGGUGCAGCGCCUGAGGGACGAGCAGCUGGACGCGCCCCAGCGGUGCCCGGGAGAGGGGCCGUGCCUCACACGGGAGGUGGCGCAGCUCCGGGCCGAGAACCGCGACCUGCGCCACCGCCUGUACCGCCUGCGGCUGUGCCUGGCCGAGGAGCUGAACCGCCAGGCGAAGGUGGAGAGCGCUGUCUCUCCUGCGGCGCUGAAGCGCGGCACCCAGCCCUGCCCCGUUCAAAGCCGAGAAAAGGAUGCUAAAAAAGAGAGGGAAAGUGGGCCUGAUAGUGAGGUGAGAAAGCAACCAGAUUUCAUCAAAGAAAGAUUGAAGCUGUUUGAAGUAUUGAAUAAAGAUCAUCAGCUCUUACUUGGCAUUUGUGAAAAAGAGAAUACAAGCAACACGAUCACAGUAAGAGUGGCUGAUGGGAAAACAGUCGAAGGGCAAGUUUGGAAAACAACCCCUUAUCAAGUGGCUGCUGAGAUUAGUCAAGAACUGGCUGAAAACACAGUGAUUGCCAAAGUAAAUGGUGAAUUAUGGGACUUGGACCGUCCACUGGAAGGAGAUUCUACUCUAGAGCUGCUGAUGUUUGAUAAUGAGGAAGCCCAGGCUGUGUACUGGCACUCCAGUGCCCAUGUUCUUGGCGAGGCCAUGGAAUUGUACUAUGGAGGCCUCUUGUGCUAUGGUCCACCCAUUGAAAAUGGAUUUUAUUAUGACAUGUUCAUUGGAGACAGAGUAGUGUCCAGCACAGAAUUGUCAGCACUGGAGAACAUAUGUAAAACUAUCAUAAAAGAAAAGCAGCCUUUUGAAAGAUUAGAAGUCACCAAGGAGACCCUCCUGGAAAUGUUUAAGUACAAUAAAUUUAAAUGCCGCAUCCUGAAUGAGAAGGUGAACACUCCAACUACCACAGUUUACAGGUGCGGUCCACUAAUUGACCUGUGUAAAGGUCCACAUGUAAGACACACUGGAAUAAUUAAAACCAUAAAAAUUUUCAAGAAUUCCUCAGCAUAUUGGGAAGGCAAUCCUGAAAUGGAAACAUUGCAGAGGAUCUAUGGUAUCUCUUUUCCUGAUAACAAGAUGAUGAAAACCUGGGAAACGUUCCAAGAGGAAGCCAAGAACCGAGAUCACAGGAAAAUUGGGAAGGAACAAGAACUUUUCUUUUUUCAUGAUCUGAGUCCUGGAAGCUGUUUUUUUCUUCCCAGAGGAGCCUUCAUUUAUAAUACACUUAUGGAUUUCAUACGAGAGGAAUAUCACAAACGUAACUUCACAGAAGUGGUCUCUCCCAAUGUGUACAACAGUAAGCUCUGGGAAGCCUCGGGCCACUGGCAACAUUACAGCGAGAACAUGUUUACCUUUGAUAUUGAAAAGGACACUUUUGCUCUUAAACCCAUGAAUUGUCCAGGGCACUGUCUAAUGUUUGCCCAUCGUCCGCGAUCUUGGAGGGAAAUGCCUAUCAGAUUAGCUGAUUUUGGAGUUCUUCAUAGAAAUGAACUCUCAGGGACUGUAAGUGGCUUGACCCGAGUCAGGCGCUUCCAACAGGAUGAUGCUCACAUCUUCUGCACAGUGGAGCAGAUUGAAGAAGAAAUAAAAGGGUCUUUGCAGUUUUUGCAAUCUGUUUACUCAACAUUUGGCUUCACCUUUCAAUUAAAUCUAUCCACAAGGCCAGAAAACUUCCUAGGACAGAUUGAGAUGUGGGAUCAAGCUGAAAAGCAACUGCAGAAUAGUUUGAUGGAAUUUGGAAAACCGUGGAAGAUGAAUCCAGGAGAUGGAGCAUUUUAUGGCCCUAAAAUUGAUAUAAAAAUCAAGGAUGCCAUUGGCAGGUACCAUCAAUGUGCUACAAUUCAGCUGGAUUUCCAACUACCUAUUAGAUUUAAUCUUACAUAUGUUAGUAAAGAUGGGGAUGAUAAGAAGAGACCUGUGAUCAUACAUCGAGCCAUUUUGGGAUCAGUGGAAAGAAUGAUAGCUAUUCUCUCAGAAAACUAUGGGGGGAAAUGGCCUUUCUGGCUGUCUCCUCGUCAGGUAAUGGUCAUCCCUGUGGGGCCAACUUGUGAAAAAUACGCACUCCAGGUAUCCAGUGAAUUUUUUGAAGAAGGAUUUAUGGCCGAUGUUGAUUUAGAUGAUAGUUGUACACUAAAUAAGAAAAUACGAAAUGCACAGCUGGCUCAGUAUAAUUUCAUUUUGGUGGUUGGAGAAAAGGAAAAGACAAAUAAUGCUGUAAAUGUUCGAACAAGAGACAACAAAAUUCAUGGAGAGAUUUCCGUAACUUCUGCCAUGGAUAAGUUGAAGAAUCUCAAGAAUUCACGUACACUGAAUGCAGAGGAAGACUUUUGAAGUCCUUUCCUUGUAUUUGCUUCUAUAUAACCUUGUUUUGACCCUUGAAAAUGUGUUUUUCUUAACCAUUUAACCUGUUAGUACUUCUUCUAAGAACUUUAGACUCACUGAUGGGCACAGUUAGAAAGGAGAUAGUGAAUGAGUAGCUGAUAUGAACCAAUUGUUUAAUUCACUAAUGUGCUCUGAGGACAAUUUAAGAGGAGAAGCUUGGGACGUUUUCAAGAAAUCAAUGCCUUGAGAGACUUAAAUAGGAAACCGUUAUCAUUGAAAGGGGGAAAUACUAGGAAAUGAGGAUUAUCAGAUGUCAUUGCUAAUAUUUAUGAUUUUCAAAAAUAGGCUUCAAAUAAAAAUCUGCAAAGUUUUUUUGAAU
Molecule: messenger RNA, 2770 nt
Organism: Trichechus manatus latirostris (Florida manatee)
Lineage: Eukaryota; Metazoa; Chordata; Mammalia; Sirenia; Trichechidae
Gene: TARS3
Product: threonyl-tRNA synthetase 3
Exons: 20
Coding region: 1-2400 (799 amino acids)
Biological process (GO): threonyl-tRNA aminoacylation
Cellular component (GO): cytoplasm
Molecular function (GO): ATP binding; threonine-tRNA ligase activity
Source: RefSeq, a predicted model, not a curated record